UUCAGUUCUAAAACAGUAAAUGAUUUCCUCAGAACCGGUUUUAAAUAAAUAAAGAUAUUAAACUCAAGAGACAAUAGGACAUAAAAAGUAUAUGGUUUAAUCCCAAAAAUUAACAUCCGUCAGCUAUAUAUAUAAGACUUUAUUCUUCCCUCAGGGCAAUUCGUUUAUAGUACAAAUGGGUGUAGUAAAUGGAUCACUGAAAGCAGUACUUACCUGGCAGAAGGCAGACCAGAAAUGCUUACCUCAUUACCAGUAUCAGCCUUUUCCUCAGUUCCUCUUGCAAAACCAAGGAAGAGGGGGACUGCUUCUAGAGCUAAAUGCUAUACCUACAGGUCUUGUUCGUGGAGAAGUGUCAGCAGAGGCCUACUGGUGGACAGACGCACAGUUUCUACCUUACAAUGAUGGACAGAUGUUGACUACAGCAACAGCUUACCUGUCACACCCUCUUCGAGCCUGGGUCAGGGUCAGAAACGUGCCUGCAGGUCGCAUUGUUCUGCAUAGGCUUCAAACAUCCACUGUUAGGUCAGAAGUGUUGAAGGGUACUCAGAGCACGGUCUACCCGAAGGUUCAGCCGCACCCACUAGGCGAGGCAGUGAGUUUUGCUGGGGCUGGAGAGCUCAACAUCGUGAGUCUGCGCAGUGAGCCGUUGUACACCCUGAUGAGAGAUGGCAACAACCGCGCUCACUGCUUCUGCGCCAUCUCCUCCAACGGUCUGCAUCUGGCGGUCCUCUCCAAGUCCCUCGGCUUCUACUUCCUCGAGAUUUUCCUGCUCGACUUCCGCUUACUGCAGCAUACAAAGGCAGUGGAGUGCCACAAGCUCUGCAAGGACUUCAAGUGCAGCAGCUCGCACAAUGACCAUGCCGAGUGCAAGUGGUCCCCUGAUGGCAGUCACCUGGCCCUCAGCUCCUCCGCUGGCCUGCUCCUCCUCGUGCACAAGAUGCACGUGCAGAAGGUGCGCAACGUGUGCCCCGACCUGCUGCACGUCAACCUCAGCACUGCGGCGUCCUACGACUUUGACCCCCGCCACAGGUUUUCCCGCCUGGCCAUAGGGUCAGUGGAUGGCCAGCUGAGCCUGGUCAGUGCUGACUGCCAUGACAACCUGAGCCUGAAGGCGGUGCUACACCAGCGAGCCACAGGCAAGACGAUGGACUGCGUGCAGUACAGUCCUGAUGGCGCUGCCCUCGCUGUCUCGUUUCGAAAUUUUUCUGUGAAGGUCUACGACAGCACCGACCUGACUGUGGUGCACAAGAUCUGCAUGGCGGACUUGUGUUCUUGGCUGCUUCCUCGCGUUGCCAGCGGCCCAGACCCGGCCAUCAUGCGGCUGAGCUUCACGAACGAUGGCUGUUGCUUAGCAACCAGCUCUUGUGAUGGCAAAGUCCGAGUCUGGGCAGUUCCGCGACUGCUGACACUACAGGAAAGCUGUCGUAAAGCGAUUAUCAGCCGCAUUCCUGUCUGGGAAAUUAGGAAAUGGGGACUGCCACAGAAAAUGCUGGCCUUUCUCCUUCAGGACUAUGUCUGAUACUUAAUUUCUCCCCUCUCUGUUUAAUCGCAUGCCAUGUGUAUCGAGUGGGAGGGAACAUCAAAGUGCCGCCUACUUGCAGCACCUGACACGUGAGUGUUGUGAGCCAGCACCGCGUAUGGUGGUGAAGAAAGUCGCACACAUUGGAGAGACAGAGUUCACGGCAAGCUGACGGAAUGUCAGAAGCUAUUGUGCUAUAGUAUAUCUACUCCAUGACUGUAAACAGUUACUUUAGUGUGUUCUAUAGUAUAUCUACUCCAUGACUGUAAACAGUUACAUGUGUGUUCUAUAGUAUAUCUACUCCAUGACUGUAAACAGUUACUAUAGUGUGUUCUAUAGUAUAUCUACUCCAUGACUGUAAACAGUUACAUGUGUGUUCUAUAGUAUAUCUACUCCAUGACUGUAAACAGUUACAUGUGUGUGCUAUAGUAUAUCUACUCCAUGACUGUAAAGAGUUACAUGUGCUAUAGUAUAUCUACUCCAUGACUGUAAACAGUUACAUGUGUGUGCUACAGUAUAUCUACUCCAUCACUGUAAACAGUUACAUGUGUGUUCUAUAGUAUAUCUACUCCAUGACUGUAAACAGUUACUAUGUGUGUGCUAUAGUAUAUCUACUCCAUGACUGUAAACAGUUACUAUAGUGUGUGCUAUAGUAUAUCUACUCCAUGACUGUAAACAGUUACUUUAGUGUGUUCUAUAGUAUAUCUACUCCAUGACUGUAAAGAGUUACAUGUGCUAUAGUAUAUCUACUCCAUGACUGUAAACAGUUACAUGUGUGUGCUAUAGUAUAUCUACUCCAUGACUGUAAAGAGUUACAUGUGCUAUAGUAUAUCUACUCCAUGACUGUAAACAGUUACAUGUGUGUGCUAUAGUAUAUCUACUCCAUGACUGUAAACAGUUACAUGUGUGUGCUAUAGUAUAUCUACUCCAUGACUGUAAAGAGUUACAUGUGCUAUAGUAUAUCUACUCCAUGACUGUAAACAGUUACAUGUGUGUGCUACAGUAUAUCUACUCCAUGACUGUAAACAGUUACUAUAGUGUGUGCUAUAGUAUAUCUACUCCAUGACUGUAAACAGUUACUAUAGUGUGUGCUAUAGUAUAUCUACUCCAUGACUGUAAACAGUUACAUGUGUGUUCUAUAGUAUAUCUACUCCAUCACUGUAAACAGUUACAUGUGUGUCCUAUAGUAUACCUACUCCAUCACUGUAAACAGUUACAUGUGUGUGCUAUAGUAUACCUACUCCAUGACUGUAAACAGUUACAUGUGCUAUAGUAUAUCUACUCCAUGACUGUAAACAGUUACAUGUGUGUGCUAUAGUAUAUCUACUCCAUGACUGUAAACAGUUACAUGUGCUAUAGUAUAUCUACUCCAUGACUGUAAACAGUUACAUGUGUGUGCUAUUGUAUAUCUACUUCAUGACUGUAAACAGUUACAUGAGCUAUAGUAUAUCUACUCCAUGACUGUAAACAGUUACAUGUGUGUGCUAUAGUAUAUCUACUCCAUGACUGUAAACAGUUACAUGUGCUAUUGUAUAUCUACAAUAACCCUAUUACCAUGGAAGAACUAGUGCAGGCAGUACAAUCUCUGAAGACAAGUAAAGCAGCAGUGCCAGAUGUGUUGAUAUAAGAACUUUUUUAAACGUACUAUCUCCCAUUUUUGGGGUCUCCUUUUUUAAUUACAUAUUUAAUCAUGGAAAAUUUCCUGAUGCAUGGACUGAAGCCAUUAUUCAUCGCUUGCAAAAGAAGAGUGAUGUUAAUCAACCGGAAACUUGCCAUGGUAUUUCUCUUCUAAACAUCUGAAGUUCCAUUCUCAACAAACGCAUUAAUGGCUGGAUUGAUGAAAACAAUGUAGCAGGCGAGGAACAAGCUGGUUUCAGGGAAAAAACAUAGCCCAGUAGACCACAUAUUUACUCUAUGGCACUGAUACAGAAGCCAUUCAUCAGGCACAAAAAACUCUAUGUAGCUUACAUUGACUUUCAUAAAGCCUUUGACUCUGUAACGAGAAAAAACUGACAACUACUCCAGAAGAAUGGUAUGCAUGGAAACAUGUACAGAGUCAUCAAAGCUAUGUAUGAAUUUGUUAAAGCUAGAGCGAGAGUUGGUGGAGAAGUGUCUUAAUUGUCCUAGAGGCCUUAAACAAGGAGAAAUUUGUAGUCCUGCUUUGUUUUCCUUGUUUAUAAAUGAAUUAACUAAUUGAAUACGACAGAAAGGUAUUCACGACAUUCAGCUUUCGUCUGAUUUGAUAAAGUUGAUUAUUUCAUUGUUUGCUGACGAUAUUGCAUUAGUGACCAAUAUGAUAAUUCAAACUUAUAAUAUCAGACACCAGAACUAAUAUUUCUACCCCUAUAGCCGCUGCUAUCUACAAAGCAUUAGAUUGGAGAGCUAGGUCCCUAAGAUAGCAUAUUUUCUGUGUUCUCCAGGUACUUGUCUUUGUAAUUUACACACGUAACUUGGUAUAUCUACUACAAUUGAAAAAUUUGUGUUGA
Pomacea canaliculata is the source of this 4005-nucleotide messenger RNA. RefSeq lists its product as uncharacterized. NCBI's taxonomy places the organism in Eukaryota, Metazoa, Mollusca, Gastropoda, Architaenioglossa, Ampullariidae. The transcript is spliced from 4 exons. Gene Ontology annotation, molecular function: protein binding. The record is from RefSeq and is a predicted model, not a curated record. Bases 176 to 1519 code for a protein of 447 amino acids.